Molecule: messenger RNA, 1673 nt
Organism: Salvelinus fontinalis (brook trout)
Lineage: Eukaryota; Metazoa; Chordata; Actinopteri; Salmoniformes; Salmonidae
Gene: cckb
Product: cholecystokinin b
Exons: 4
Coding region: 112-528 (138 amino acids)
Biological process (GO): digestion
Cellular component (GO): axon; extracellular region
Molecular function (GO): neuropeptide hormone activity
Source: RefSeq, a predicted model, not a curated record
CCCUGGGUGGAGAGCUGGGGUGUAUAUAAGGGGUGUCUCUCUCUCUGAGCGGAGAAGUCCCUUCAUCCCUCUCUCAAACACUCCAACACAAGGACUCUCUCGUUCCUCAAGAUGACGGCAGGGUUGUGUGUGUGUGUUCUGUUGGUGGUCCUGUCCACUAGCUGUUUGGGACGACCCCAGUCCUCUCCCCCCCUCCAAGAGGGCGACCCUGCCAUGCCCCCUUCCUCUGAAGCACGUCUUGAAGCCUACGCCCACUUCCUCUCCAAGCCACGCCUCAGACAGACACGCUCCGCCCCUUUGGACAAUACCGUCCCAUAUACGGCAGAAGAAGAUGGAGACUCCAGAGCCAACCUCAGUGAAUUGUUGGCUAGACUUAUCUCCUCACGGAAAGGUUCUAUCCGUAAGAACUCAACAGUGAACAGCAGAGCUAGCGGUCUCAGUGCUAACCACCGGAUAAAAGACCGAGACUACAAUGGGUGGAUGGACUUCGGCCGCCGCAGUGCAGAAGAGUACGAGUACUCCUUGUAAAAAAAGUAGUCACUCUCUACGAGAAAACAACAAACUCAGUCACUGUCCCGCGAUAAGAGUAUAUUUAUUCUGUAUUUGUUUGUAAACACUACAUGAUGCAAUAUAUACAUAUGCCAAAUUUUUCAGGAAAUGUUUAAAGUUCUGGUUUUCUUUCCUGGUGUUCUGUCUGUUUAUGGUUUUGGAGGGAAUUGAAUGGAAUGAAAAAAGGUCAGGUGUUAAUGGAAAAAUAUAUAUGAUGUCAUGAGAUUCACUUGGAUCAAUAAAAGUUAAGUAUGAACAGUAUCUCAACAAAUGACUUCCCAAAGACACAUGCUCACACCCACGUAAGCAUGCACAGAUAACAGCUCACACAAAUAACAUAAUACCCUCAUGGUAUCACCUUAAGAUGUUAAACUAGAAAUAUAAAUAGUACGCAGUGGCUCAUUAUAAUACAUAAAGCUGGUAGAACACAGAGCUCACUUCUCUAGGACCCCAGUCCUGCUGCUUUUCAGUUCUCAAUUAACCAAUGAAUAUAAUUUACUGAUUUAUAAAGUGCAACGAUUGGUCAGAGUGCACACACCUGGUUUCCCAGGUCUGAAUCAGACUUUGAUUAAAAGGCAGGAUGAAAACUAGCAGACGCUGCAGCUGUGCCCCCUUCCCUUACAAACAUGUCAUUUGUGAACAACAGUACUGCCUGACAUAACUGGUGUGCAACAACAACCGACAGGGAAUAGACUUCAACAUCAUGUUGUGAUUCAUAUUUACUGUAUGUUGUUGACCAACAUCAUUAAAUGGCAGAUGUACCAAACAUCAAGCCCAGUCACUGAAAUUGAAGUUGAAAUUAUAUAGGGAAAUGUAGAUUUUGAUGUGUUACCAAUUCAAUUAGUUUUUUUAAUCAAUUGCUUAAGUUGACAAAAUGUUUAAAUAACAUGAAAGCAACAUUAGGUUAACCUGUUUGUGCCUGAUCGGAAUGUUGGCCUACAUACUAACUGAAAAUGAAAAAGUGUUUGGAAUACAGUAUCUUGGGACAUACCACGUUGAAGUGUUCUGUUACUUGAUGGGAAUAUUCCCAUCAAUAUUUAUUUUAUGUUCUGCUUGGUUUGUGUUCUGUCUGUUCUGUUCCUCUCUACCUGCUGAAAUAAAGACUGUUGGAGAUAGACUGUAAA